UCUCUUUUAAUCUCACAUAAGGUUUUUUUUAAUAAAUAUUUUUAUUUUUUUUUAUAUAGUCUAGUUUAUGUAGUCCAUUAGCCAAGUUUAGCCUAAAUGUUAGAAUUCCUGUGAGGAGUCUCUCGCUAACUUAGACUUCAGCUAAAGUAAGUGGAGUCUGAGCAGAUAAUCCAGCUCGGACAAAAUAAUUGUUUUUAUGUUUUGAUGAACACAUUUAACUUCCUCAUUCUUCGUGUUUGAAGAGCACGAAGAUAGAAAAUGUCCGAGGGUGGAGCGCAAAGUAAAAGUAAAACUGAUCCAACAAUGGAGUAUGAGAUGAACCACAAGAGGAGAGGAUUGGCACUAAUUUUCAACCAUGAAAAGUUUCAGUCUUGUCCGAAGCGCCGUGGAACAAAUAUAGACAGAGACAACCUCACAAAAAGAUUUCAAGCCUUAGGAUUUGAAGUGAAGGUAAACAAUAACAAAACUAUGAAGGAGGUGCUCAUGGAAAUACGAAAAGCUGCAGAGAUGGACCACGCAGAUGCCGACUGCUUUGUUUGCAUUUUCCUGACUCAUGGGACAGAAGGGCAUAUAUAUGCCUCUGAUGAUAUGUUUAAGAUUAAGGAAAUAACAGAUCCCUUCAGAGGAGAUAAGUGCAAGAGCCUUGUAGGGAAGCCCAAGAUCUUCAUCUUCCAGGCAUGUGCUGGUGAGAAAUAUGAAGAUGCUGUGACCGGCAUGGUGGGAGGGGAUAUUGUUGAUGAUGAGGAAAAUGUGGAGGAAGCAGCUAACAUCUACACCAUCCCAGCAGGGGCAGAUUUCCUCAUGUGUUACUCUGCAGCAGAAGGAUUCUACUCUUUUCGUGAUAUCUGGUCUGGAACGUUGUACAUUCAGGAUUUAUGUGAAACGCUGGAACAGCAUGGCUCAAGCAAGGAGUUCACUGAGCUCCUAACACUGGUCAACCAGAAGGUUUCCCGACGCAGUGUCAACCUGGGAUAUGGAAAAAUGGGCAAAAAACAGAUGCCUUGCUUCACCUCCAUGCUGACUAAAAAACUAUACUUUAGGUGUAAUAAAUAGUAAACAGUAGCACUCAGACCCAGUGCAUUCACGGUUACUACAAAACUAUUCUGGACGGUACUAUUCAGCAUUGCUUGUUUUUUAAUAUUUUGCAAGGAAAAUCAAGUGUGUGUAAGGUUACUGGUUUGAUCUUGAGCUUGGGUCAUUGUGUUCAUGUGUCUGUGUACUCCAGGUUGUUUGGUUUUCUUUCACUGCCCAAAAACAUUCAGUUCAGUGAAAUGGCUACUCUAACAUGCCUAUAGGUAUGGAUAAGCAUGUGAAUGCGUAUGCACAUUGUGUCUUGUGAUGCACCAGUGUCCCAUCCAGGGUGAAUUCUCCACUGUUUCCAGGAUAGACUAAGGAUUCAUGCUGACCCUGACCAUGAUUGUCAUGUCCGGCUGCCCCUGCCCCAUGCUCAGGUCAGGAAAAUCAUAUUUUCGUGAACAUUCUGUGUAGCAUGAAAACGAGUUGACCACGCAUUUAAACCACGCAUUUUCUCUCAGCAAUGACAAGCAGACUCUGGAUGCUAGUUUAAUGUUAGACUCAAUAUGAUCAUAACUCAGUUAGGGUACAUGGAGAGAUAUGAUUGAAUGGAUAGAUGGACGACAAUGUUCUUUAUAUUUUUUUUGUGAGAUUGUGUGCCAAUCUUGCAUCCUGUGUACCAAAUAACCAGUGUAUCUAUUAUCAAUUUCCCAUCAUUUUGGAUUACAGAAGUAAGGAUUGCAGAUGGUUAUUCCUACCCUGCUAUAAUACAGUGUUGGAGGCAUAAAAAUGAUUUACUUUAGGUAUUUGUGCUGCACAGAAAAUUAGCACAGGAAUGUAAAUAUUUUAAUUUGUUCAUUAACUAAGGGUGGUUGUUUAUGCAUGGAAGACAAUUAUUAUUGUAAUGAUCAACAUUUUCAUAUAAUUACAUAUUAAUGUUGCUGAUGUCUAUCUGCACCUGAUAUUACACAAUAGUUCUGUAACACACAGUUCAUAAAAGUUUUCUGCUUUUUCUAUUCUAAACCCCUGCGCUUUGGUGGAUGUGUCUCUGACAGACGUCCUGUACAACAAGUGAUUCAUUUUACAUUUUCAGGUACUGCGGUCAGUUUAAAAUAAAAGUUUGUUUAACAGUGGAAA
Hemibagrus wyckioides is the source of this 2151-nucleotide messenger RNA. Its product is annotated as caspase-6-like. Bases 259 to 1053 code for a protein of 264 amino acids. The record is from RefSeq and is a predicted model, not a curated record. Gene Ontology annotation, cellular component: cytoplasm. The transcript is spliced from 7 exons. Lineage: Eukaryota; Metazoa; Chordata; Actinopteri; Siluriformes; Bagridae. Gene Ontology annotation, biological process: apoptotic process; proteolysis.